Geodia barretti is the source of this 1405-nucleotide messenger RNA. Lineage: Eukaryota; Metazoa; Porifera; Demospongiae; Tetractinellida; Geodiidae. The record is from the annotation of a GenBank genome assembly.
AGCGUCUCUCUGUGGGGUUGGGAGGAUUUGUUUGUUGAAAUAGAGUUGAUCCGAAAUAGCAAAUGCGAGAUAUCGCACUUCGUCUCCUGAAUUCGCCGAAUAUGUGUUAGAGAGAAUGGAAAUAGCAAUUAGAGCUCUUUCCGCUAUAUCUCAUCCCUAGAUGGCCAUGACGAUCUACGAGAGCUUCAAAGCUCCAUACAUGUUGUAAGAAAUCGUUGCCAAGGUCUCCAGCGCCUCUGGCAAGUUGAGAUUGAGGCUGUUCAAAACAACGUAAGUGCGGCCCCUGAAGCUGGGUAUCGUGUUCCUAGAAUUAUCGAUGGCCGGGGACGUCCCUGGGCGGUAGUUUCCCAGGAGUAAUUACUUCACCUUCGUUCGCUGAACUUCUCUUGGACUCAGAUUGCACAACUAUUAGGAGUGUCUCGGGUUAGGAGGCGAAGGGAGUUGGGCAUUAAUGAUUCGGAUAUUUUGAGGUCUAUGGAUGACAAUGAGCUACGCAGCUUUGUUAGUCAAGUCAGAGAAGAAUUCCCAACAAUUGGAGAGUCUCUCGUAAUUGCUCCAAUCCACUGUGCGGGGUAUCAUGUGUCCAGAUCCAGAAUACUGUCUGCAAUCCGCAUUACUGAUCCAAUCAAUACAGCAUUGAGGUGGAGGGGGAUAACAGCUAGUCGGCGCCCAUACUCCGUUGCAGGCCCUAACUCUCUGUGGCAUAUCGGUAUUUUACUUUCCCUUAUUAACCCUCGGCGCGCAUGCGCAGCGAGGGUUACAGUACUUGGGUCUGUCCGUGUGUCUGUCUGUUACUCUACAUCUCACCUCUCGAAAGUGUGUUCGUCCCAGAAACGAUACCAUCUACCCAACGAGCGACGAAGAUGGCCACCACAAAUUAGUGCGAUGGGGCUUAGUUACCCAUGGUGGGAUUGAUGGGUACAGUAGACUUGUUUUCUACUUACAGUGUUCUGGAAAUAAUCGAGCUAGCACACAGUUUACGACCUCUUUCUUUCAUCAAGAGUACGUAGUACGUUCAGAUCACGGUCGGGAGAAUUACCUCGUUGCUGUUCGUAUGUUGGAGCACAGGGGGACCCAGCGUAUGAUAACUGGAAGUUCAAUACACAACCAGCGCAUUGAACGUUUUUGGCGUGACAUGCAUCGAUGUGUUACUGUGCUCUACUAUCGUCUCUUUUAUUUUCUUGAGCACCAAAAUCAUCUGGAUCCCGAUAAUGAUGUUCAUCGUUAUGCUCUUCAUUAUGUAUAUUUUCCCCGUAUCAAUCACUCACUUAAAGUUUUCAGGGAGUGCUGGAAUCAUCAUAGUGUGCAAACUGAGAACAACGUGUCACCUCACCAGAUGUUUACUGCAGGGUCACUAAACCGUCAAAGAACAGGUCUACAUGCACUUGACUUUUUAACACCGUGG